Ostrea edulis (European flat oyster) is the source of this 1506-nucleotide messenger RNA. Its product is annotated as PR domain zinc finger protein 13-like. The record is from RefSeq and is a predicted model, not a curated record. Lineage: Eukaryota; Metazoa; Mollusca; Bivalvia; Ostreida; Ostreidae. Bases 23 to 1333 code for a protein of 436 amino acids. Gene Ontology annotation, cellular component: nucleus. The transcript is spliced from 3 exons.
AUCACACAUCUUUAAUAGAAUAAUGGACUUAUUAUCAAAUAACAUUAAUCAUACUAUGUCCUCACGGGAUCCUUUGAGCCACGCUCCUGUAGAUCCGCAGAGGGUACGGGUGGUGGCUGGGUCAAAUAUACCCCCGCUGUGUAUCGCUGGUCCAUAUCCUGGAGAAUUUCAAUUUGGUCGGAAUUCAUCAGACGAUUUACCAACCGAUGUCACGAUAAAGGUGAAAUUUCAAGAUGACACGAUCGUUCCGGAGCUGAAAGCGGCCAGUGACUGGCUGAGAGGAGUACGCCCCGCACGAGACCGGCACGAGCAGAAUACCGAAUUUUUUCGCUCCGAUGAUGGGGUUGUUUAUUUAAGAACCUUGCGGAGGCUAAGGGGAGGAGAGGAGGUAUUGGCGUGGUACGGAGACGACCUGGCCAGACAGUGCGGUGUUCCUUUCCUGUCACUAGUCAACAUACAAGGUAAAGAAUGCUAUGUUUGUGAUUCAUGUGGGAAGACGUUCAAAUACCCCAACCCCCUGAAGGCCCAUAUCCUGUUUAAAUGCACAAAGGACGCCAUGACCCAACCACCACAGACACUCUUCAGACCAUUUCUAGACGCCGCUACUUCAGGAAAUAUUCAAAAUUCUACUUUGGAGCGCAGCAAAUACGGCAUGGAUUUCAGAGCUCAGAGCAGUGCUUUUUACUCUCCAAGAUUGAGAGCCCUGCAAUGCCGCGCUACAGAAUUACACUCUGGUGAAUACCAUCAGUAUCCGUCAUUUCCGUUCUUUCCAAUGUCUCUUGCCCCUGUGAUGACUCUCCAGUCACGUGAUUUCGUCUACGGCAAAUUUUUGGCCCCAUAUUUUAUACCAGGUAGCAGAAUGCCUACAUUGGAAAGUUCUUUACAAGAAUGGCGAACUGAGUUCAAAAGCAGACAAUCGGAUAAUUCAUACAAAAAUGAGGUUAUCGAAAAAUUCAAGCUUCCGCUUCCUGGUGACGUAGAGGGGGAGCCACUGGACUUACUUCCGAAAUCUUUCUUCGCCGAUAAAUCACAGAAAGGGCAUCUGUGUUUGUACUGCGGAAAACUCUACUCCCGGAAGUACGGCUUGAAAAUCCAUCUGCGCACGCACACGGGAUAUAAACCGUUAAAGUGCAAAGUUUGUCUUCGCCCAUUCGGUGAUCCAAGUAAUCUAAACAAACACGUUCGCCUUCACGCUGAAGGACAGACGCCGUACAGAUGUGACCAUUGCGGGAAAAUUCUGGUCAGACGACGGGAUUUGGAUAGACAUAUUAAAUCAAGGCAUCCCAAUGUUCUGGUCAAAUCAGAGGUGGAAGACGAGAUUGUGGUUAUUUGAACUGUACUAUUAGUAUAUGUAUAAAGAUAUAUUGUUUACUGUAUUUGCGUAUUGUAAUGAUUUGUCUCAAUAAAUAUACGUAAUUAUAUAGAUAAAGUAUGAUAAUAUAAUUAUAUUUUAUUGUGAUAACAUUAUUAUGCUAUUUCCUUUCAUGUCACAUAAGGGUGUUUGCA